CCUGAAAAUAUCUUUCUGGCCCAAACAACACAGAAUCUCUUUAAAAUGGACAUAGAAGACUGCAAUGGCCGCUCCUAUAUGUCUGGUAGCGGGGACUCAUCUCUGGAGAAGGAGUUCCUUGGGGCCCCAGUGGGGCCCUCAGUGAGCACCCCCAACAGCCAGCACUCUUCUCCCAGCCGCUCACUCAGUGCCAACUCCAUCAAGGUGGAGAUGUACAGCGAUGAGGAGUCGAGCAGACUGCUGGGGCCAGAUGAGCGGCUCCUGGAAAAGGACGACAGUGUGAUUGUGGAAGACUCGUUAUCGGAGCCCCUGGGUUACUGUGAUGGGAGUGGGCCAGAGCCUCACUCCCCUGGUGGCAUCCGGCUGCCCAAUGGCAAACUCAAGUGUGAUGUCUGCGGCAUGGUCUGUAUUGGACCCAACGUGCUCAUGGUGCACAAGCGCAGCCACACUGGUGAAAGGCCCUUCCACUGCAACCAGUGUGGUGCCUCCUUCACCCAGAAGGGGAACCUGCUUCGCCACAUCAAGCUGCACUCUGGGGAGAAACCCUUUAAAUGUCCCUUCUGCAACUACGCCUGCCGCCGGCGUGAUGCACUCACUGGCCACCUCCGCACACACUCGGUCUCCUCUCCUACAGUGGGCAAGCCCUACAAAUGUAACUACUGCGGCCGGAGCUACAAACAGCAGAGUACCCUAGAGGAGCACAAGGAGCGAUGCCACAACUACCUACAGAGUCUCAGCACUGAAGCCCAAGCUUUGGCAGGCCAACCAGGUGACGAGAUACGUGACCUAGAGAUGGUGCCAGAGUCCAUGCUGCACUCAUCCUCUGAUCGGCCAACUUUCAUUGAUCGUCUGGCCAACAGCCUCACCAAACGCAAGCGUUCCACACCCCAGAAGUUUGUAGGCGAAAAGCAGAUGCGCUUCAGCCUCUCAGACCUCCCCUAUGAUGUGAAUUCGGGUGGCUAUGAAAAGGAUGUAGAGUUGGUGGCACACCAUGGUCUGGAGCCUGGCUUUGGAGGUUCCCUGGCCUUUGUGGGCGCAGAGCAUCUGCGUCCCCUCCGCCUUCCACCCACCAAUUGCAUCUCAGAACUCACGCCUGUCAUCAGCUCUGUCUACACCCAGAUGCAGCCCCUUCCUAGUCGACUGGAGCUUCCAGGGUCCCGAGAAGCAGGUGAGGGACCUGAAGACCUGGCUGAUGGAGGUCCCCUCCUCUACCGGGCCCGAGGCCCCCUGACUGACCCUGGGGCAUCCCCCAGCAAUGGCUGCCAGGACUCCACAGACACAGAGAGCAACCACGAAGAUCGGGUUGGGGGGGUGGUAUCCCUCCCUCAGGGUCCCCCAUCCCAGCCACCUCCCACCAUUGUGGUGGGCCGGCACAGUCCUGCCUACGCCAAAGAGGACCCCAAACCACAGGAGGGGUUAUUGCGGGGUACCCCAGGCCCUUCCAAGGAAGUGCUUCGGGUGGUGGGCGAGAGCGGUGAGCCCGUGAAGGCCUUCAAGUGUGAGCACUGCCGCAUCCUCUUCCUGGACCACGUCAUGUUCACUAUCCACAUGGGCUGCCAUGGCUUCAGAGACCCUUUCGAGUGUAACAUCUGUGGUUACCACAGCCAGGACCGGUACGAGUUCUCUUCCCACAUUGUCCGGGGGGAGCAUAAGGUGGGCUAGCGACCUCUCCCUCUCCCCUCAGUCCACCACUCUACUGCCCUACCUACAACAGGUGUCUAUCCCUGUUCCCACAUCCCAAGUUUUGCUUUGUAGCCCCCACUACUGGCUACCUAACUUCACACCUGACCCUGACUCCUCCUCACCUGUUCUCCUCUACGCCCCUGACCAAUUUAAGCGUUGUGAUGAAACAGGCCUUUUGCUUGUUUCUCCUUUUUCUCUUUCCCUCUCAUCGCAGCAUUCUUACUGAGUUAUUUAUUAAUUAGUUGAUUUUUCUUUUGCUUUUUUGUUUAACCUAUGUCACUCACUUGCCACUCCCCCACCCCCCUGCCCACAGCUCCCUUCCAUGUUAGGCCUAAUUUUUCUCUCUUUGAUCCAGUAUCCUCCAACAGCCCCAGAGUAGGAAGCCCCUCUUAGUACUUACUAAGAGACCUUGAGCUUCUUGCUUUAAGUCCUCACCCUGUACAUUAUCUAAUUCUUCAGUUUUGACGCUGAUACCUCCCUCUGGCCCUACCUUAGCUCUGUGGCAUUAUAUCUCCUCUCUGGGACUCUUCAACCUGGUACUCCAUACCUCUUGUGCCCUCUCACUUUAGGCAGCUUGCACUAUUCUUGAAUGAAUGAAGAAUUAUUUCCUCAUUUGGAAGUAGGAGGGGCUGAAAAAAUUCUCCCCAGGUACUGUGGGACUGAGGGUCCUCUUGAUAUUCCCCUAAUAAUAUGAGUUCCUCAAAUCCUACAUUCAGGAUCUCCCUCUAGGAUGUGAUAUAUCUUUUCCCUCUCCUCAAACGACUCCUCAACACUGCUCUAGCCUCUUCAAUCUGCCAGUCUUUUCAGUGGUGGCUUUUCUCUCCUUGCAGUGCCCCAAUUUUAUAUUCUCAGGGGCCAAGGCUAGGUCUGCAACCCUGUCUCUGACACAUUGGGAGCCACAGGUGCCUAAUUGGGAACCAGGGCAUGGGAAGUGGGUGGGUGGGUCAAUAUUCUUCUCUUUCUCCUCCACCUCUCAAACUUCUUCACUCUAGUGACCUUCCUAGGCUCUCAGGGGCUACUCCCCAUCCUAUGAGAAACUAGUGGGUUGCUGCCUACUGACAAGGGGUUAUCUCAAUCCCUCGGUCAUGCUGCCUUCUGGUUUUCUCUCCCAGCAGGAUUCACUCUCUCAUUCCUGGGUUCCUGACCCUAUUCUUAGGAUCAGUGGCAGAGAGAAACUCAUGUCUCUUUUCUCUCUUCUAAUUUUCAGUAUAACCAAAAAUUAUCCCAGGAUGAGCAAGGGCACGUACCCCUCACACCAUUCCACCCUUGUUCCAGCAAGAAUGGGAUGGGGACAACUGAAUUGGGGUCAUCCUUUACUGCCCCCUUCUACACUCAGCUCCCAGACAUAGGGUAGGAGGGAGUACUCCUCCUGGCUACUGCAGAGACCCCUGCUUAUUUGGGUAACCUAGGAUUAGCAAGAAGGGGCAGGAGGAGAUACAAGUCCACUGCAAGUGGAAGUCUCUUUCUACAAGAGUUUUCUGCCUGAGGCCACAGCCAUCCCACUCUCUGCUUCCUUGAGAUUCAAACCAAAGGCUGUUUUUCUAUGUUUAAAUAAAAAAAAAAAAAAACUAAAAACCAAACACAACACCUCACAAGUUGUAACUCUUGGUCCUUCUCUCUCUCCUUUUCACUUCCCUUCUAUCUUUCUUUCCACAUGUCCUUUCCUCAUUGGCUCUUUUGCCUCCUACUUUUCUCACUCCCUAUCAGGGAUAUUUUGGGGGGAUGGUAAAGGGUGGGCUAAGGAACAGACCCUGGGAUUGGGGCUCUUAAGGGCUCUAAGAGGAGUCUACCUUCCCUUCUUGUGGGAAGGGAGACCCUAAAAAAACUUUAUCCUCUUCUCCCUCCUUUUCCUUCCCCAUUACGUGGUUUCCCCAAAAGAACCAGAUUGGCGGAGAGAGGCAUCAUGGGGUGAUUGUUCCUCUUUGACAAUGUAGCAAUAAGUAGAUGCUGCCAAGCUCAGAGGAUGGGGAAGUUAGCUUAGAGGAGAGUGGUCUCUAGAGAAGGGAAGAAUCUUCUCAACAGCACCCCAGGGUAUUAGCUCCUUGUUUCAGGAUGAAGAACUGAGAUUAAUAUCUGGGCUUUUCCUGAACUAUUCUGGUUAUUGAGCCCCUUCCCAUUAGAUCUACCCCAUCCCACCUCUUCUGUGUCUGCUGUGUAUUUGGUGACACUUCAAAAGGACUAGUCCCCUCUGGGGAAUCAGAGCCUUAGGGUGCCCCUAUCCCCUCCCCCAGUCAGCUUUGGCACCUGUAACCUCCCGGAACAUGAAGGACUAUGCUCUGAGGCUAUACUCUGUGCCCAUGAGAGCAGAGACUGGAAGGGCAAGACCAGGUGCUAAGGAGGGGAGAGAGGGGCAUCCUGUCUCUCUCCAGACCAUCACUGCACUUUAACCAGGGUCUUAGGUACAAAAUCCUACUUUUCAGAGCCUUCCAGCUCUGGAACCUCAAACAUCCUCAUGCUCUCUCCCAACUUCUUUUGCAUAAAAAAAAAAAAGUAAAGAAAAAAAAGAAAACCACACACUGAAACCCACAUGGAGAAAAGAGGUGUUUCCUUUUAUAUUGCUAUUCAAAAUCAAUGCUACACACACAAAAAUUUCUAAAUGAACACUUUUUCAGACCUUUUUUUGUGUGUCAGUGUCCAAGCUGCAGAUAGGAUUUUGUAAUACUUCCAGCAGCUUCUUUCCUUGUGUACAUAAUAUAUAUAUAUAUAUUUUUAAUCAGAAGUUAUGAAGAACAAAAAGAAAAAAAAUAAAACACAGAAGCAAGUGCAAUACCACCUCUCUUCUCCCUCUCCUAGGGUUUCCUUUGUAGCCUAUGUUUAGUGUCUCUUUUGACCCUUACCUCUUCACCUCCUCCUUUCUUCCUCUGGUUCCGCCUCCUCCUCCUUUUUUUUUUUUUUUUUAAGAGUUUUUCUCCUUUCUCAAGGGGGAGUUAAACUAGCUUUUGAAACUUAUUGCAAAGCAUUUUGUAUAUGUAAUAUAUUGUAAGUAAAUAUUUGUGUAAUGGAGAUAUACUACUGUAAGUUUUGUACUGUACUGGCUGAAGGUCUGUUAUAAAUAAACAUGAGUAAUUUAACACC
Messenger RNA from Lemur catta (Ring-tailed lemur), 4758 nucleotides. It is a transcript of the gene IKZF4, whose product is annotated as IKAROS family zinc finger 4. The transcript is spliced from 8 exons. The record is from RefSeq and is a predicted model, not a curated record. Bases 46 to 1662 code for a protein of 538 amino acids. Gene Ontology annotation, molecular function: RNA polymerase II cis-regulatory region sequence-specific DNA binding; DNA-binding transcription factor activity. Gene Ontology annotation, biological process: regulation of transcription by RNA polymerase II. Lineage: Eukaryota; Metazoa; Chordata; Mammalia; Primates; Lemuridae.